This is a messenger RNA of Mya arenaria, 509 nucleotides long. Its product is annotated as 60S ribosomal protein L22-like. The record is from RefSeq and is a predicted model, not a curated record. Lineage: Eukaryota; Metazoa; Mollusca; Bivalvia; Myida; Myidae. Bases 39 to 446 code for a protein of 135 amino acids. The transcript is spliced from 4 exons. Gene Ontology annotation, biological process: cytoplasmic translation. Gene Ontology annotation, molecular function: structural constituent of ribosome; RNA binding. Gene Ontology annotation, cellular component: ribosome.
AUAAAACACGUGCAACCUCCUUUUCGUUCCAGUACAAAAUGGCUCCAGCUAAAGCUGUCAAGAAGCCCGGUAAAGCCCAGUCCGGUGGCAAGGGGAAAAAGAAGAAGCUGGUGGUGAAGUAUGUCCUGGACUGCACCCAUCCUGUGGAAGAUGGCAUCAUGGACGUUGCAAGCUUUGAGAAGUUCCUGAACGAGCGCAUCAAGGUUGAGGGCAAGACCAACAACAUGGGAAACAACAUAUCACUGGAGAGGAACAAGUCCAAGGUUAUCCUCAACUCUGAUAUCCCCUUCUCCAAGAGGUACCUUAAAUACCUUACAAAGAAAUACCUGAAGAAAAACAACCUGCGUGACUGGCUGCGCGUGGUUGCCAGUGCCAAGGAUACCUACGAGCUGCGAUACUUCCAGAUUAACAAUGAGGAUGAGGAGGAGGAAGAUGGAGAUGAAUAGACUUAAGACCGGAAAGCUGUUGUGGUUUUGUCUGUAUUGAAGAAAUAAAUUACAGAAAAGAGA